Messenger RNA from Dreissena polymorpha, 2039 nucleotides. RefSeq names its product putative sperm motility kinase W. Gene Ontology annotation, biological process: protein phosphorylation; mitotic DNA damage checkpoint signaling. The coding region runs from base 408 to 1277 and encodes 289 amino acids. Gene Ontology annotation, molecular function: ATP binding; protein serine/threonine kinase activity. NCBI's taxonomy places the organism in Eukaryota, Metazoa, Mollusca, Bivalvia, Myida, Dreissenidae. The transcript is spliced from 2 exons. The record is from RefSeq and is a predicted model, not a curated record. Gene Ontology annotation, cellular component: nucleus; cytoplasm.
UCUAGGACAAUAUACUUCAAUAAUAUUUACCGGAAAAUACAAUGCGUGAAUAAAAGUGUGCAUCUGCGAAGCAGUCAUAUAAUAAUAUAACAUAUUGAACCUAAUACAGAGAGACAUUUGUGUACGAGUAUAAAAACUGGCUGUGUUUGGCGAAUUAAAUAUACAUACGGAGAGCUGGUAACCAAUAAAAAAAUGAAGACAUCAGAGUGUUUCGUAAAAAAUAAUUAGAAAACUGUCACAUUGGUAUUAUUAAAAUAAUUCAACAUCAAUAAAACACUUUAUAAAAUGCAAAUAUAUUAUGUAUACUGUUUGUAUUGACAGUCAUAUUUAAUUGACAUAUUGAAUUAAUAGGUGCAGGUUGUUCACUUUCAAACGUGAAUAUAAAUGUAACACAACAAUUAAGGAUAAUGCAUUGGGUUAACCCGAUGGGAUCUGUAAAAACUAUUGGAACCGGAAUAUGUAGUUACAGUGUUUUAGAAAUGAUCGAUUACGGAAGUUUCGGAGAUAUUUUCAAGAUCAGUAAGAACCAAGACAAGAAGGUAUAUGCAAUGAAGCAGAUCAAAUACCGCGGGGACUUUCGAGAUGACGCCUAUAUCAUGAGCGAAAUCUAUUGUCUAUCCCGCCUAAAGCAUAGGAACAUCAUUGCCAUGCACGAUAUUGUGAUUGAUGUCAAUGAAAUUCAUAUCAUAAUGGAGUACGCCGCAAACGAAAACCUUCAGCGCUACUUGUUGUCCCAUGAAGACAUGCUACAUGGACAGAAGUAUGACAUAUUUGCCCAAGUACUUCAUGGUGUUAUGUAUUGCCAUUCCAUGGAGAUUUCACAUCGCGAUCUCACUCCAGUGAACAUUCUACUGACAGACGAUCUUGUGGUCAAGAUUGCCGACUUCGGUCUCGCCGUAAAGUGCAUUACGGACGCCGGAUCGCUGUUGCUGUGUACGGAUUAUAUCGGCACAGCGUCUUAUCUACCGCCAGAGAUGAUCCUGUCACAACAGCCAUUCCUGCCUAAACCGGUUGACGUCUGGAGCCUCGGCAUUCUCCUUAUCUUCAUCAUCUGUCUCGAGGUUCCAUACAAAGGAUUCCAUGAUGACAUUCUUGCUCAACAAAUGAAAGAAUCUUGGGUAGACUUCCUUAAAAUCAAAUCGCAAGCGCUUGACUACAGAGUUCCAAAAGAAGUCAUUUGUUUGCUUGAAGAGUGCCUCAGAAUUAACGCGAUGGACAGAGUAAACAUUGACGAGAUGUUAUGUAAAUGGGACAAAUGCAAGGCGACAGCGUUAUAAAAACAGUUACAAUUGUUUCACAGUAAUGCAAAAUAAUCGCCUGUGAUACAUGCGUAUAUAUUUAUAGCAAUUACAGUAUUUUAGGCGAUUCUAAUGUUUACCACAUUGACAACGAUGUUGUAUGAUUGGGUUACACAAGCGCUCAUUGGUUGUCACACAUUAGACUUUUAAUUGACAGAUUGUUUAGACGCCAAUGGCAUUAUGCUGAUUAAUGUUGAAUUCAUAUUGUUUAGGGGUAUAGACAAAAUUAAAAAACAUGCUAUUAUAUGAAUAGAUUUUAUUAACAUAAGGUUUAUAUUCAGUUUUUAAUAUAUGCCAUUUGCUCUGAGUGUUAUUUUUCCUAUCUGCGAGCAGUCUCUUUAAUUUCAACUAUCAGAAGAUCUAUAUCGACAUACAUCUCUCGUGGAACAUUCUAUAUUAUGUCAAACGCAGUUCAUAGGAUGGAUCAGCAAACGAAAAUGAAACACUGUAUCGUCUCUAUGAUUUAAAAAUGUUUAUAGUAAUUAUUGUUAACUGCUUUCAAGCGUGGCCGAUGUGAGCUCGUAUCAUUAUAUGCAUUAUAUCUAGCGGUUAUCUUUGUAUACUAUUUGUCAUGAUACUGGCUCUUACUUGCUACCUCACUCAAAACAAUUGAACUUCGUCAAAGAGUAUGAUCAUAUAUCGAUUACUCGUGUUUUGUUAUGUACAUUGUUAAUUAAAUAAUUACAUCGUUGGCUUAUUUUCAUUGUAUAAGGAAAAAUAGAAGUAAAACUGUUGACAGUU